Molecule: messenger RNA, 3382 nt
Organism: Xenopus tropicalis (tropical clawed frog)
Lineage: Eukaryota; Metazoa; Chordata; Amphibia; Anura; Pipidae
Product: P2Y purinoceptor 1
Exons: 1
Coding region: 677-1696 (339 amino acids)
Biological process (GO): neuropeptide signaling pathway; G protein-coupled receptor signaling pathway; signal transduction
Cellular component (GO): membrane
Molecular function (GO): neuropeptide receptor activity; G protein-coupled receptor activity
Source: RefSeq, a predicted model, not a curated record
CUGGGGAACACUUUUUACCACAUUGAUUUCCAGCAGCUAAACACGUGAUGGCUGCCUGUAAGCAGACGGACUCUGACACUGCUGUACAUGAUCCUUCAUUCUGACAUUCAACCCAACCCCAUACAAACAUGUCGCACAUAUUUCUGCUGCAAACUGGAAGGGGUCAAAACUAAGUUAAGCCAUGCAGCAAAAAUCAAAUAAUAAAGCAUCAUUGCAGAUUGUGCCACUGAGCACAUCCUAUCCAGCUCCUCUCUGGCAGGGUGUUAUUACUAACUUAUCUCGCCUUGCCACUAAGAAAGAAGAGGCAGGCGAUAUUUGUGAAGGAGUUGGUUUGGCAGCAGGUCUCUAGAGAUAACCACUGUUGGGAGGAGCAGCUCUGAGGUUUAGUCAGUGGAGCAGAAUCUAUACCCAGGGCUGUGCUCACCUGCUUUCACUUUGUGUUUAUUUCCUGACAAUAUAAGGCGGCAGUGCCAUGAAGAGACAGAAAGAAGCAAGUUAAAGAUCAGGGCUUUGGGGUGAAGCAAAAAUGCCACUUGUUGGACUCUCCUAUCUAUGAGGAACCCCCCCUGCAACAUGCGAAUACGGUGACCCACACACAUGGAGUUCCACCGGUCCUGCGCCAGUAGCCGAGCUCCUUACCUGACCCGUCUCUGCUUCUGCACGUUCUAAUGGAAUCAUGGAAAAUUCUACUAACAGCUCCAGCUGCACGAUAAACAAGGAGUUCACAUUCCGCUACUUGUCUUCUGUUUACCUCGUUGUCUUUCUCGUCGGAUUGUUUGCCAACAUCUUUGGCUUGAGGAACUUGAGAACAAACCGUAAGAAGUGGACUUCUCUCAACGUCUUUAUGCUGAACCUCGGCAUCGCCGACCUCCUCUAUGUCAUCACUCUGCCGUUCUUCGUCUCCUAUUACCUCAAGGGGGAAGUGUGGUUGUUUGGGCAUGGAUUCUGCCGCCUCGCCCGAUGCCUCUUUCACGUCAACAUGUAUUCCAGCAUCAGCUUCCUAACCUGCAUCAGCGUCCAACGCUACCUGGGAAUAGUCCAUCCCAUGAAAAUGAUGGGGACCUUUCAGAAUCUGCGCCCCUCUGUUUAUAUCAGCGUGCUCAUGUGGAUAUGGGUAGUCAUUCAGGUUAUACCCAGCUUUUUUAUUUCCGAGAGUGACCCCAACAACGCCCACUGCCACGACUCCACCAGCAAUGACAAUCUGAAGAAACUGGAAUACUAUACACUUUACACAAUGAUCCUAACUGUUACUGGAUUUUUUAUCCCAUUCCUUAUCAACGUGGUGUGUUAUGCCAGAGUCCUGUCUGUCCUCCGGCGAAAUAAAAAUAUUGACCCCAUUUUGAAGAGGAAAAGCAUCAAGCUGGUCGCUAUAGCGCUGUCCCUGUUCUUCAUUUGUUUUUUUCCCUUUUAUAUUUUACGGAACUUCAAUUUGUUCUCGAGACUUUGGCAGAAGUCGGGAACAUGCUCGCCUUCCCUGAAGAGUGCCUAUAUUGUUUAUCAGGUCACUCGGGGCCUGGCCAGUAUGAACAGUGCCAUCAACCCUAUGCUUUACUUUGUGACCAAUGAGACCUUUGCUAUGAAAUUCCGGAGGAUACGGAGGAGCACCUUGCGUGCUUUUGUCUUUCUCGGCCGGAAUCGGGAUAUUAAUCUAACUUGGAACACUGAGCUGAAAAUGAUAUCAGAAUCAGAGGCAUAAUCAUGGGGACACCAGACCCAGCUAGCUGGGGACCCAGGGGUAUAGAAAGCCUGAUUUGCAGUUUUAAUGCAAGUGUGCAGGGUCCUCUUUAGUUGUGAUGGGCCCUUCUGCCUUUAGCUGUGAGUGGGUGCUGCAAGUUGCACCAAUAUAAAUUGUCACCAUCAUGCAGUCUUGCCCUAUUGUACCUAAAUUCUCCUACCUGUAACUUUUGGUACUUAGAUCAGUCUCCUUUAUUUCCAGGACCCAAUGAUAUGGCCUAAACUGAUUUUGCUUUGGAGGGAGGGGGGGGGGGGGGUCAUUAACUUCUACCCACUCUACUGAGCUGGGGUUCUCAUUCAGUAUCUCUGGGAUUUAUGCACUAACAUUUUAUAGAAUCCAGCUGUUCAUGUCAAGUAUUAUCUACCCUGUACAUUCCACUGACUCUCAAAUGGUUUAUUCGUGACAGUAUUAAAUAUAUUAUCAUCAUAUAGGCACUGCUGUGUAAAUGGUACCGACACAUUGCAAACAGAGAAUUAUGCAACGAUUUUCUUCUCCUUUCUGAUUAUUAUGUUAUACGGCAUACAUAAGGAGGAGAUAUUACCUCUAGAUUUCUACUAGUCCUUUCAUUGUGUUAAUAUAAACAUCAGAUAUUCAGCACAGAAAGCCUUAAUUGUAUGUAUAUAUAUAUUAUUUAUAUGAGUGAGAAGUUAAAUUUCACCCAUAGUAACCAAUACAAAAGUGCCCCCCCCACCCCAGGGGUAGAAUGAAGGUGAUGCAAACAAUGGCAGAAUGCAAAGAAUAACUGCAACUAAGAGUCUUGGUAUUGGCUUUACUUUACACAUAGGGGAGACCCAUUGUCAGGAAACAUUGUUUUUCUCAUCUAUUAAACAAUAAGUAACUCUGUACUUGCCAUAUCAGCCAGUAUAAUAAACUUAUUACACCUAUUAUUACAGUGUCAUUAAGAUAAGAGUCCAAGGGGCUCAUUUAUCAACACUGGGCAAAUUUGCCCAUGGGCAGUAACCCAUAGCAACCAAGCAGUGAUUAGUUCUUUUCAGCCAGCUGCAGGUAGAACAAUAAAUGCAAUAGUUUGAUUGGUUGCCAUGGGUAACAGCCCAUGGGCAGAUUUGCACCAGUGUUGACCCUCAGUUUGAGUGAUUACAGUUUCACGCUGCAGUUGGUCACUUUCAGUCUCUUGGGGGGGGCAGUUGGGGGAGGUCUCUCUGGAUCUCCUGACAUUUGCAUUGGACGACCUUAGACAAUGCCCGAUCCACCCUAAAUACUGCGAAGCCCCAUCUAAAGCUGGUCAUACUGUAUAUGGGCCGAUGAAGCUAGCAUCUUAUUGGCCGAUCCCACUCUGUAUGGCCAUCUCUAAUUGGGACAUUUUCAGAAUACAGAAUUAAUUUACACUUAACACUCUUUAAUCCUAAAUAAUAUCUCCACCCCGAACUCUUCUACCAAUUUGUAAAUGUGUCUUUUGGGCCUAUGUUUAGGCAAUAUGUCUUCCUAAAUAUUGGGAAAUGAUUUUGCCUAAUUAAUGGACAGUAUUUUCUCUUGAAUUUCUGUGUUCCCGUCUGUAUAUUUUGGCAGCGCCGCUAGAUGAAGCUCAGCAAUUGUAUAUUUACAUUAUGAGAGAGAAAUGUUUAUAUUUGGUGAAUGUAAUAUGUUGUGUAAGCCUUGUAAAUAAAGGAACACAUACUGGCAAGUAUU